This is a messenger RNA of Australozyma saopauloensis, 1233 nucleotides long. RefSeq names its product Spp1p (gene SPP1). NCBI's taxonomy places the organism in Eukaryota, Fungi, Ascomycota, Pichiomycetes, Serinales, Metschnikowiaceae. The record is from RefSeq and is a predicted model, not a curated record. Gene Ontology annotation, cellular component: Set1C/COMPASS complex. The transcript has a single exon. Bases 1 to 1233 code for a protein of 410 amino acids.
AUGUCUGAUAAAGAGGACACCCCGCUCACAGACACGGGAUUUGAUAGCGAUGCUCGCAAGAGAAAGUCCAAGUCACCCUCGACUUUUGCAUCGUCUGAAUCGAAGAGAGUCAAAUCAGAGCUCGAUGAUCUUGACUCUGACGAUAUCGCCAAACAAUAUAAAAGAUUCCUCAACUCCCCAAAGUUCAAUCUCAACUCGGAAGAAUUGUUUUGUAUAUGUCGUAAACCCGAUCAUGGCUCCCUCAUGAUAUCUUGUGAUGGCUGUGAAGAAUGGUUCCACACGAAAUGCAUGAAAAUAGACAACCAACACCUGGGCCUACUAGAUCGCUUCUAUUGUAAGUUUUGUCAUUGGAAGGGGAAGGGAGUUACGAGAUGGAACCGUAAAUGUCGCCGGCCACUUUGUUGGAAAGCUGCACGGACAAAAGAGGAGUCUAAGUACUGUUCUGAUGAGUGUGGAAAGUCAUUUUUGCGCCUGAAACUCACUGGCUCGCUGCAUUUCUCAAAGGAGGAUAUAAAUUUUGUGAUACAUUACUGUGAUACACACGCCAAUCUAGAACAGUUGGGGUUGAAGUUUCCAGAACUCGAGGUUGUGGCCAACCAGGACCUUGACAAAUUGCCUCCUCUGGUGAAGGACUCGAUCGAAGAGAACGAUUUGCAACAAACUAAGUUGCGUGCCGAAAUUGACAUCUUGCUGAAAAAGAGGGACUAUGUGUUACUCAUCAAGAAGAGAAACGAAACCAUCAACGAGAUGUUAACUGAGUUGGUAGGGGAUAAUCAGGAGACAGAGAAGUCCAAAAAGGGUAAAAAGAAACUGACAAGGCCCAAAAAGAUUGAUCUCUGUUGUUUCGAUAAGAAUGUCAGCAAGGAUAUUGAUGAUCCAAAGAGUGUACCUGACUUGGCUGGCGCUGCCUCCCAGACCAGUCCGUCAGUGUACAAUUUAUUCAAGGAGGAAAUUGAUGGCGUGUUGCUGGCAUACCAAGCGGAAGAUCACUCCAACAAUAGUAUCUGCUUGCAAGACAGGAGAAAGUGUCUUCGCCACAAUGGCUGGUACAGUUUACUUCAGGACAAAACAUGGAAGAAGCUGAACGAACUCAAGGCAUCUUUAGAAACGCUCAAACUUGCAAGAGAAAAUGCAUUGCGCGAGUACAGCAUAUCGAUCUACGAGCAGGACGAAAAUACCCAAGAGAGACCGACUCCCGAGCUCUUAGCACAACCAAUUGAGGGCCAAAAUUAA